AUGCAUGGAACUGAAACAAAUGGAAGGCUACAUGAAAUGAUUACAAUGAGAUCCUGGUUGCUGUUGCUACUUCUGCUUGUGAGCUUGUGUUCACCUGCACCUAGACUUUCGGAUAAGGACAUCUGCCUGAUAGACAACACUAAAUUACAACAGAGGCUAAAACUGCUCCAAGACUUGCUUCAGUUGUGUGAAUUACAGCUGAAGGACAUCUUGGGGAACAACUAUCAUGGAACAAAGAGCAAGAUCUUCUCAGCCAGGAGGAGCAUACAGCCUGAAAUCCUUUUACCCACAACUAGUGGAAACUUGAUAGUCUACGAUCAAGAUUGCUCUGCAGUGUUUAACAGCAGAAAAAUCGAAAAUGGAUACUACCGGAUCAGGCCCAGAGCAGACCGAGAACCUUUUCUGGUGUAUUGUGACAUGUCUGAUGGAGGGGGAUGGACUGUAAUACAGCGACGCAGUAAUGGCAAAGAGAAUUUCAACAGGAAAUGGGCUGAUUACAAACAAGGAUUUGGGCAGUUCCAGGGCAAGAAUGACGAAUACUGGCUGGGCAAUGAGCACAUUUAUGAUCUGCUGGCUAGAGAGGAAAACUCACUAAAAAUUGACCUGAUGGACUGGCAUGGAGAAAGACGAUAUGCAAUCUAUGAAAACUUUCAGAUCAAGAAUGAGCAGGACAAUUACAGGUUAUGGGUUGGCACCUAUUCUGGUAAUGCUGGUGAUGCUCUGUUUGGCGGGAGUAACUUUGAAGAGCAGUGGUCAGCAUCACACAGUGGGAUGUCGUUCUCCACAUCAGACAAGGAUCAUGACAGAUUCCUAGCAGGCAACUGUGCACAAGAGAACAAGUGUGGCUGGUGGUUUAACAGAUGCCACGCAGCGAAUCUCAAUGGACAAUAUUAUAAAACAGGAAACUACACCGGACGCCAUGACAAUGGAGUGGUUUGGUCAACCUGGCAUGGGUUCUGGUACUCCCUGAAAUACACAGCCAUGAAAAUCAGGCUUCCAUCUUUUGUCGACGUAGGGAGUGGAAAUGGUGAAAGCAGCUAG
Messenger RNA from Emys orbicularis (European pond turtle), 1041 nucleotides. Its product is annotated as fibrinogen-like protein 1. The coding region runs from base 1 to 1041 and encodes 346 amino acids. NCBI's taxonomy places the organism in Eukaryota, Metazoa, Chordata, Testudines, Emydidae. The transcript is spliced from 8 exons. Gene Ontology annotation, biological process: blood coagulation. The record is from RefSeq and is a predicted model, not a curated record.